Seriola dumerili (greater amberjack) is the source of this 3901-nucleotide messenger RNA. RefSeq names its product caytaxin-like (gene atcaya). The record is from RefSeq and is a predicted model, not a curated record. Gene Ontology annotation, biological process: apoptotic process. The transcript is spliced from 12 exons. NCBI's taxonomy places the organism in Eukaryota, Metazoa, Chordata, Actinopteri, Carangiformes, Carangidae. The coding region runs from base 283 to 1305 and encodes 340 amino acids. Gene Ontology annotation, cellular component: cytoplasm.
CUACGUCAUGUGACGCAAUAGCAGUCAGCAUCGCCAGGAAAAUGGUGGCAGGUUUUGGUUAAAGACAAACAGAGGCGGAGGAACAGCCAGCAGCAAAUGGAUUAUUAAGGUAGCCGCAGAGAGAUGCUCUACUCCGGCCUGUCUCUUAUCAGCUGAGAGGACAGGGAAUGAGUAAGCAAACCAAAUAUAAAGGUGUGUGAGGUUUAAAAGCUCAUUUGAAUCGGCUUUGACAAAAGCAGCCCUUGUACUCUCUCCAGAAGACCACUACCAGAGUACGGAGACAUGGAUUCCUCCUGUGGUCUCACAGACGACAGAGCGUCUCCCCCUAACUCCCUGAAUGUGAGCCCACCCGGAGGAGGCGGCGGUGUGUCCUCAUCCCACCGUAAACGCCGUACGUUGCUUGCCCCGGAGAUGAACCUCUCCCUGGAUCAGAGCGAGGGCUCUCUGCUGUCAGAUGACUUCCUGGACACGCCAGAUGACCUGGACAUUAAUGUUGAUGACAUCGAUACUCCAGACGAGACAGACUCACUGGAGUUCAUCACCAAUGGCAAUGAAUUGGAGUGGGAAGAUGACACACCGGUGGCCUCAGCCAAAGCAGGUCCCGGCGGCGGGUCAGGAGACGUGGGUGAGGACGGGAACACCAACAACGGACGCCUCUGGAGAACAGUGAUCAUCGGAGAACAGGAGCAUCGUAUUGACAUGCAGGUCAUCAGGCCUUACCUGCGGGUCAUCACACACGGAGGUUAUUAUGGAGAAGGUCUCAAUGCCAUCAUUGUGUUCUCUGCCUGUUACCUGCCUGACAGCAGCUGUCCAGACUAUCACUACAUCAUGGAAAACCUCUUCCUGUAUGUGGUGAGCAGUCUGGAGAUGCUUGUGGCUGAAGAUUACCUGAUCAUCUACAUGAACGGAGCCACUCCUCGGAGUAAGAUGCCUGGGAUCAGCUGGCUCAAGAAAUGUUACCAGAUGAUUGACAGAAGAUUGAGGAAGAACCUGAAGUCUCUGGUCAUCGCUCAUCCCACGUGGUUCAUACGCACUGUCCUCGCCAUCUCUCGGCCCUUUAUCAGUGUGAAGUUCAUGAAUAAGAUCCAGUAUGUCCACAGCCUGGAUGAACUGGCAGAGAUCGUCCCCAUGGAGCAUGUCCAUGUCCCGGAGUGUGUGGUGCAAUUUGACGAGGAGAGGAUUAAAGCCCGGCGGGAAAGGAUGGAGCAGGAGCAGAGACAGCAGGAGCAGCAUCAGUCAGUCCCACAGGAGCCAAUUAAAAAGUCUGAGAGGCCAAAGUCAGUGAUUGUAGAUCAAGGGUUAUGAGAAGGACCAUGAUUUGCAGGGUGCGACAGAAGUGUGGAGCAUGAAGCCUUUGAUUUAUACCCAUAAGAAGCAGAAGUCUAUAUAUGCUUCCUUGUUUUAUCAACAUCCAGCUGAAGAUUUGUGCCAUCACUUUCCAAUCAAAAUGGUGAAUGCUCCAUCUCUAUUCCCUCUGUCUGGAACCCCCUCGUUCUUUCUCCCAGAGAGGUUUAUAUACCCAGCUUCUAAGUGUAUGAGGGAAGAAGCUGCUCUUUCGAGCUUAGUUUGCAAGAACUUGUUUCUUAAUGGAAACUGUUGCUGAGUACAUCAAUUCAUUACCCUGCUGUGUGGUAUGACCUCGUGAGUAGCUCAUAUUGAAAUGUUGCAUCGUCAUGAGGCUCUGUAAGGCCAGGACAUGGACAGAAAUUCUCUCUCAAAAAUCGAACAAAAUUAACUAAAACUGUAAAAAGAAAGACAUUUUUGCAACAUUUAGUGAAACACUAGUUGUUUCUCUCAUGUCUUAAUAUCAGUCGACAGGUUACAGGCUUGUCUCUCGGUUUCUACGAUUCUGAAGUUUGUUAGUAACAGAGUACGUCAACUGGAUUGUCAGCCUAAAUUCCAGGGUGUUUUUAUGAGUUACUUGGAGAUACAACAUUUUAGCCUGACAGGAGGGAUGUGUGCACAUAUUGUAACUUGACAGGACCAGAGAUGUUAAACAGCAAUGUCACUGAUGUAACAAAUGUCGAGCUUGGGUCUGUGUGAGUUCACCAGACCGCAGCGGUCACACACAUUUAUAUUCAUCCUGGUCUGUGUCAGUAUAAUGUGUAUAUAACAACGACAGUAUUCCAGUCGAUCCAGAUGCCUUCAUCGUUAUUUUUUGCCUCAUAACUGCUGUAUCAUAAGGUCUUUCCAAACUCUCUCAUAUGCUGUACUGACAUUUUGAAAAUGUUAAAAUGUACUAACAUUCACUGACAUAGGGAUCAUUUGAUACUGUUUUUUCUGAUCCCGUCUGCUCUGUGAUAGUUUCCUCUGUGCCCUUCCAUCUGUACUGUACCUUGUGUUAUGAUGUGCCUCAGUCUUCUUGUGUGUAAAAAGGGGAGACAUGAUUUCCAUUUGCUGAAAAAGAAGAAGAAUCAUAUGUGUUGUAAAUUAUUUGUAGAUGGAGAAGUGAUAUUUGUCUAUUUUGUAGCAUAUGAUUGUGGUCACAUAAACAGAUUUCAUACAUUACAUGGACAUGCACUGUAUGUGAUUUAGUUAGAUUUUAGUAUCACUAUUAGUACCGCUAUCUAUUCUUAAUAAGAAAAAUACUAACCCUCAAAAUACAAAACAUACAGAAUAAUGAAUGUAAUCUGUAUGAAAGUGACUAUAAUCCGGACAAAAUACACAAAUAUUGCACAUAUGGUUCUUUUACACAGUUUCUAAAAUGUACACCUUAAACAUAAAGUGUUGAGAUCAUUUAUAAUAAACUACAUCCUGACAGUGAUCAGGAUUUCAGUGAUUUUCCGGGCACUUGUGUUCCAAGUGUGCAUUAGACAACACUGAGUUUAAGAUGUACAUUUUACUUUAAUUCGCACAGAUCAUUUUCAUUACCACUGACUGUAUCAGAUAUUAAGUGGCCUCUAAAAGGAAGGUCACGGCUAAGAAAGGUUGAUGUUAAUACAGAUGGAUGACCUUAAUGUAGCUUGGGGUGGGGUCUCAUUUGAUCAUUUAUAUUGUUUGUUUGCAUGCAUAAUGCAGUAUGGAUUGGACAUUUUCUGGAGAUUCCUUGAUUUUUAUCUCGUCUUCCAUUUGUUCGCAAGUCAGUCAACUUAUUGUAGCAGGAGAGCAGAGGAGUAAGAAAUUUUUAUUUUUGUAAAGAACUACAUACUUGUAUUGCCUGUUGAUAUUGUUGUGCACUGCUGGAUUUGGUCGUCGCAUAACUUUUGAAGCAUAGACUGUGAUAGAUUGGGAGGUGAUGAGUCCUCUUAAAUGUAUUUGUGUUGUUGUAAAGGAGCAUGACUGAAUCAUGCAGUUGUAUUGUAUGUUAGUACGGCAUACGCUUCUUUGGUAAAGAAAAUAGGACUCAUGAAAUGUCUGUUUCUAAAGUGCCAUUUCAGUUCUGAUUUUCCUCUUGUUCUGUUGCCUUUUUAGUGCGUGGAUGUUUGAGAAAAGGUUAGCCUUGUAGGGUGUCAUGACACCAAAACUGAGCAGUUACAUCAACUAUUUAUCAUCCACGAUGGAGCUGUCCUAGCACAGCAACCACAGUUUGUCAUUCUUUGAGGGAAGGUUUCUCUGUUUGUAGUUUGUUGGGUGAACUGAGUGCCUAUUUUUGAACCAAAUGUUCAAAGGAAAUCCAGAAUAAGUAAAGGAAUGUAAAGUACAGCCUUUCCAUUUAUAGGUUCGCUAUAUCAAAUUACAUCCAAUAUCAAAAGCAAGGUUUGCAUAUAAAUGGCUGAUGUGAACUUUACAAAAAUCAACAUGUUCAUUUUGACUAUAAAAGCACAAUAAACAUACAAUUUAUUUGCCUUCCAUUUAUCUGCUGUAAAAUGUUUGCUCAGAUUUAAAUGGGAAAGAUGAUCUAUCAUCUUUCUAGAUUGCCAUGAUUGUUUUUGCCUUGUAAAUAUAACAGAAUAAAUUGUUC